This is a messenger RNA of Penicillium verhagenii, 1566 nucleotides long. Its product is annotated as Amino acid/polyamine transporter I. The transcript has 5 exons. NCBI's taxonomy places the organism in Eukaryota, Fungi, Ascomycota, Eurotiomycetes, Eurotiales, Aspergillaceae. Bases 1 to 1566 code for a protein of 521 amino acids. Gene Ontology annotation, cellular component: membrane. Gene Ontology annotation, molecular function: transmembrane transporter activity. The record is from RefSeq and is a predicted model, not a curated record. Gene Ontology annotation, biological process: transmembrane transport.
AUGACUUCCAAUAUUUCGGAUUUAGAAGAUAAGAGCAAGCUGGCGUCUCCAGAGAAGCCUGACAGUGAUGAGGAGCAGCUGGCUGCCCUCGGUCACGUACAGGAACUCCGUCGAGAAUUUUCACUAUGGUCCAUUGUGUGUCUCCAGAUCUCGUUGAUGGCAACAUGGGAGGCACUUUCAUCUGUGGUGGGGACAGCCCUGACCAAUGGCGGUGCUCCUUGUUUAUUUUAUAACUAUCUCAUUUCAUUAGUCGGCACAAUAUUCGUUGUUCUUUCACUAUGUGAGAUUGCCGCGAUUUAUCCUACAGCAGGAGGCCAAUAUCACUGGGUCCAUUGUCUGAGCCCUGCAUCAUAUCGAGCCACUGCUUCAUGGUUUACCGGCUGGAUUUCCAUCGGUGGUCAACUCGUUCUCGCCGCUUCAGCAGCUUUUGCAGCCGGCCUACAGCUGCAAGCUCUCAUCACCCUCAAUAAUCUCGACACCUACGUUUCGGCUAGAUGGCAAGGAAUGCUUUUUUACUGGCUGAUCCUGGCGUACUCCACGGCGAUCAAUAUCUGGGGGUCGAAGAUUCUACCUCAUACCAACACCACGGCCGGCAUAUUGCAUGUGGUAGGAUUCAUCGCGAUUGUUUGUGUCUUGGGUGCAAUGUCGACGAAACACUCGGCCCAUUAUGUCUUUGAGGAUUUCUCUAAUACCAGUGGCUGGACAAAUGAUGGGGUAUCCUGGCUGGUUGGGUUGUUAAGCACAGUCUACCCCUUUCUUGGAUACGAUGCCGCCUGUCAUCUAAGCGAGGAACUCCCCAAGCCUUCGCGUAAUGUACCCUUAGCCAUGAUUGGCAGCGUCGCCAUUAACGGGGUAAUUGGUCUUAUUUAUGCCAUCGUGUUAUUGUUCUCGCUGGGUGAUCUGCAGGAGCUCCUCGAAUCUCAGACCGGGUUCCCCUUCAUGCAACUGUUUCUCAACGUUACGCGUUCACCGGCCGGGGCCUCCGUUAUGGCACUCUGCAUUACUCUGGUUGCUCUAGCUGCCAACUCUGCCGGUACAACCUCAACCAGUCGUACAGCAUGGGCUUUCGCACGCGAUCAUGGUCUGCCUGGCUCCGGAUUCUUUUCGCAUGUUAACCCGACCCUCAAAGUGCCUGUGCGUAUGGUUUUAGUCGUCGGAUUCCUGCAGAUGUUACUUGGCUUGAUUUAUCUUGGAAGCUCAACUGCAUUUAAUGCUGUCCUUUCCAUGGCGAUCUUGGGGAUGUACGCUUCUUACUUUUCUCCAAUCUUGUUCAUGCUACUCUACGGUCGACGGACAUCAUCCUCGGUUAUUGGUGGAUUGGGAUCAGGAAUGUUUAAUCUUGGAUCUCGCUGGGGGCCAGUGGUUAAUGUGAUUGCUCUGAUGUGGCUGAUCCUUGCAAUGGUGUUCAGUACCUUUCCUACGGUUGAACCCGUCACGCCAAACAACAUGAAUUAUUGUGUGGUAGUGAUGGUGGGCUGGGUCUUCAUCGGUGCAUUGUACUAUUAUGUUUGUGGUGGGAAGAAACGAUUCUCUGGCCCGGUGGUAGAACUGGCCGAGGAUAUAUAA